Exophiala aquamarina CBS 119918 is the source of this 924-nucleotide messenger RNA. RefSeq lists its product as uncharacterized. The coding region runs from base 1 to 924 and encodes 307 amino acids. The record is from RefSeq and is a predicted model, not a curated record. The transcript has a single exon. Lineage: Eukaryota; Fungi; Ascomycota; Eurotiomycetes; Chaetothyriales; Herpotrichiellaceae.
AUGUCUACAAGCAGAACUAACGGCAACGCCUUCCACCCGAAGAAAUACACCCCCAACACACCUGAGGUUCUCUGCGAGCUUUGCCAUCCUGCCACCGCCGAAGUCGCGAAACACUUCCUGCCCACGAUCACAGAGACUCAAACAACACCCGCCGAGUCCUGGAUCGUCCACGACAAUGCCUGCGGCUACGGCGAGGUCAGUCGCAUGAUUCUAGAAAUGGACCCGGCGCCAGCGAAGAAGAUCGAUAUCGUCGGUACUGACAGUAGUGACGCGAUGAUCCAGACUUAUCUGAAGCUCAAGGAUAAAUUUGCGUCGAGGCUGGACGGUCAGGGUGUCUCGAUCCGUGCGGAGGUGCAGAGAGCGGAGAACCUUGCGGCGUUGUCUGACGAGUCCUUCUCGCAUUCAAUUACGAAUUUCUUGGUCAACUCUGGUCCAAACCCGGACCUAAAUGUCCCCAUUGUCAAAGAGGUAUACCGUACGCUGAAGCCUGGAGGCACGGCGGUGAUUACAAACUGGAACCAAAUCGCGCAUGCAGAUGCGGUAAUCGCUGCACACGAAGGCACCAGAGGCAAGGAUGCCAGCCCAUUGCUAUAUGGGAUGGGAAAAGAGCUCCUAAACCCAGACCAUCUCAUCUCGUCGGUUGUGGGAGGUGGAUUUGAUAAGGCGAAGCUGAAGAUCCUCUCGAAGCCGGUGGCGGCUGGCGCUUCGUGGAAAACCCGUGAAUCGAGGAGGCGUUAUUGCGGCUUGAUGUGGAGUGUGUUGGGACCGACGCUCAAAGGGUGGCAGCUGGAGGACGAAGAGAAGUGGGAGCAGGCCUUGGAUAUCCUGGAAGACAUGCUGCCGAAACUGCCCGGUGUGACAGUUUCAGACGAGGGUCUGUUGAGUAUUACGCUGACGGCGACGAUUGCUAUAGUGCAGAAGUAG